Punctularia strigosozonata HHB-11173 SS5 is the source of this 2205-nucleotide messenger RNA. RefSeq names its product OPT oligopeptide transporter. Gene Ontology annotation, biological process: transmembrane transport. Bases 1 to 2205 code for a protein of 734 amino acids. NCBI's taxonomy places the organism in Eukaryota, Fungi, Basidiomycota, Agaricomycetes, Corticiales, Punctulariaceae. The record is from RefSeq and is a predicted model, not a curated record. The transcript has 16 exons. Gene Ontology annotation, molecular function: oligopeptide transmembrane transporter activity.
AUGUCUUCUCCAGCCGUCUCCGAGCUGAAACGGGAAGAGAGUUCCAGCUCCGUGGACAAGGCUCCUUACAUCGACGCCGAGAAGAUCGACUCCUUCUCCGUCGCAGAAGAUGAUUCGGAUGUCCAUGUUAUCGAGAAAGCAGAGGAUGUCGCCGUCGAGGUCAUCGACUCCUCCGACGACCCGGACCUGCCCGUCUUGACCUUCCGCACCGUGUUCUUGGGUAUUGGACUCAGCGCGUUCAGUUCCGUUCUCGCGACAAUCUACACUUUCAAACCUCAGAACGCGUCGGUCUCGCAGUUGUUCUGUCUGAUUAUUGCCUAUGUGCUCGGUACUGCCAUGCAUUCUCUCCUCCCGAGUCGGGGAUGGUUCCGGUACCUGAACCCCGGCCCCUUUAACAUCAAGGAGCACGCCGCAAUUGUGAUGAUGGCCAGCACGGCAUCAUCAGUCGCAGUUGCGAUGGAAGUCAUCGCGGCUUUGGACUUGUUCUACGAUAUCCAUCUCAACGCCGCGGCUGCGCUCUUCCAGAUGUUCUCAUCUCAAAUGUUGGGCUACGGCAUUGCGGGUAUGCUUCGUACUCUGCUCGUGUACCCGACAUACGCCUUCUACCCUACCUACAUCUCCGUCGUCAACCUGCUGCAGUCUCUUCACUUCGGUGGUAUGCUGAACCACAAGAAGCGCAGGUACUUCUGGAUCGUCUUCGCGGCCAUCUUCUGCUGGGAGUGGAUCCCGCAGUACCCAUUCCCUUGGCUCACUGCUAUCUCCAUCGUGUGCUUGAUCGACAAUGGCCGCCACGAUUUCGUCCGCAACUUAUUCGGCGCGGGUAACAGCAACGAGGGCAUCGGUUUGCUCAGCUUCGGCACCAGCUGGACUCUCAUCACCCAGGGCAACCCUCUUGUAUGGCCUAUCGGCACUCAGGUCAACAGUUACAUCGGCAUGGCGCUGGGCUACAUUGUUUUGACAGGCGCAUACUACACCAAUCAAUUCAACGGCCGCGAUUUGCUGUUCAUGUCAAACAGUCUCUUCUCCUCGGAUGGCUCCACCUACAAUCAAACCGCCAUCCUCACAUCGGACAACAAGCUCAACAAGACCGCGCUCGAGACUGUUGGCCUUCCCCGCUACACCACGACGUACGCUAUCAGCCAGCUCUGCUACAACCUUUCGCUCGGUGCUGCGAUCACACACAUCCUGUUGUGGCACAUGCCCGAGCUGAAGCGUGCCUUCGGCGGUCUCAACUUCCUUAAGAGCACCAAGGACCAGGACAUAGACGAUCCUCAUUACAAGGAGAUGAAGAAGUACCCGGAGGCGCCUCAGUGGUGGUACGGGAUCGUGUUCAUCCUCUCCCUGGCCAUUGGUAUCGGCUGCAGCUACUCGACUAAGGAGCCCUUGAUGCCCUGGUGGAGUAUCAUUCUCUUUACCGCUAUCAGCGUUGUCCUUGCCGUGGCUAUUGGUUUCAUCAACGCAACUACCGGCUUCACGCUCUCGAUCAAGUAUAUCAUUCAAGUCGUCGCGGCUUUCAUCCACCCAGGACAGCCCAUCACUGUCAUGUACGUUAACCUGUACGGCAACAGCACGGCGUUCCAGACCAUGUACAUGCUUCAAGAUCUCAAGCUUGGGCAGUAUGUCAAACUUCCCCCGAAAGCCACGUUCGCCGCGCAAAUGUCUGGCUCUAUCAUCGGAUGCAUCUUCAACUACACGAUCAUGCAGUCGAUUGUCUCAGCUAAUCGCGAAGUGCUCCGUGACCCCACUGGAACUCGUGUCUGGUCCGGAUGGAUCAUCCAAAGCUACAACUCGGCGUCGGUGGCCAUGGGCGCUCUUGGAAAGGAGUUGUUCACUGCUGGCAAACCAUACUGGAUCGUACCUUUCUGCGUUAUUGUUGGGCUCUUCGUCCCUCUUCCCUUCUGGCUGGCACACAAAUACUCCAAGAAAGAUGGCUGGGUCGCGAAGACGGCCAAGUUCAUUAACACCCCGAUCAUCGCGCAGUACAUUGGAUACCUGCCAUACUCUGUCAACGGCCAAUGGUGGAGCUGCUUCGUCAUCGGCAUGGCUUCGCAAUGGUGGGCUCGCAAGUACAGGCCCGGCUGGUUCAAAAAGUACAACUACCUGACCUCCGCCGCCUUGGAUGGUGGAAGCCAAGUCAUCCUGUUCAUUCUCAGUUUCGCCGUGUUCGGUGCUAGUGGUGACGCUGUCGCAUUCCCCACGUGGUGA